GUUUCCAGCCAAGAUUCAUAUUUCCACUCAUAGCAUGGAACGCACAGCGGAAGCCAACCCAUCACACAGCUGUAAACGUAAAGAAAGAAAAACACAUCAUGGAAAACUGUUUCUGUUUUCUUACAAUUUGUAUCCUUAUUUGUUUGUGCUGUGGAUUGGGUCUUCUUGGAAAUAACAUCUUUUUCUGUUUGGUUGGGGAGGCAGUGGAAUGCCAAUCCAGAUCAGGGGAAGGGCUUGUUAAUAGAACCUCUUCCAGCUAACCUCAGAGACCAAUUUCUCUGUUCUUCUUAUAAAGAAUAUCUAAGAUUAAACAUGAAAUGCUUUGGCUUAAUUAUUGGGGUGGUUUUUACAAACAAUAAGCGCUAGCUGUGGGUGCUACCCCGGACGGCACUUUAGUUCAGAGAAGGUACAAAGUACUUAAAGGUUAUAUAAGUAAAUAUAGUUCCUUGGGUACAGAAAGCAAUCUUUGUUUUUCCCUUGAGGACACAUUUUGAAACCAGUGGCAUAAAAUAACUAAUAAACAACAAAAGUUUUAAGGCUAUUUGGGCCAUUAUUGUUCAAAUAUCUUUAGGCCUGACAAAAAUCAAAAUUAUAACUCAGAGUAAAAAGUAUCAACUCCCCUCUGAAUCCUCCUCUCAUUACCUCGUCACGACCAGGUUCGGUUCGGUCUCGACUCGACGACAGAGAUGGUAAUGGGCUGCGGAGACCAAUUACUUUUUUUUUUUUUAUGCGGGGUUAAAAUUAGAAACUUCGCUGUGACGCUCGAGCUCCAUUGAACAGACCGACGCUCGCGGGAUGCGGAAAAGCUUGUGCGCGCGCACUAAUAAAGCCUCUGACACGUGCACGGCGGAGGGAGAGAGAAAGAAAGAAGGACUCCACGGGGCGCAGGGACACAUCUGCGUGGGGAGACCUUGGGACUUUCUGUGGAUAAACAGAAUAUAUUGAAAGGAAAGACGCAGGACGAAGCCGCAGCCGCGCCUGGAACAGCUUUGGAUUUAAGUGAAUUUUGUUUUGUCUCUCUGCAGUUUUCCAACACCUGGGGACUAAUGUGAGUAUGAUGACAUUAAUAUUGUUUCUAUUAUUUUAGGUGUUCGUUUACUUUCUCUAUUAAUGCUUAGAAUAGCUUGGUCAGAUCUGUUGAUAAAAUAAAAUCAGCAACGUAGAUAUUAUUUGAUCGUAACACAGUUCGCAACCAUUAGAAAUGAAGUGGCUGGUGCACAUUACAGUGUUUUUAUAGAUGCUGUUAUGAAUGUGAACAUUUCUGCCCAGGUUUGACCUGUUUAUGUACUGAGGUUUACCUGCUUUUCUAAAAAUCUGUUGCCAUUAAAGCCUGGAAAAUGCUCUUUUUGUGGUUUAAAAACAGAAUACUAAAUCUCACCUGUCACAAUCUCUGCAGUUUGAAAUGACCCGGUUCAGGUUUGAACAGUGUCCAUUUCAGAUUUUCAAUUAAAGGUGAUACACAGAUGAUAAACUGUAGCUUUUGGUUUAAAAAAAAAAGAGGACAACUACAAAUAUUGUUAAUUUUGAAACUACUGGAUAAUUAUAGUCAGUGGAAGAAGAUGUAGUUCAUCUUCCUUUAAUGAAAAUCAGUGAAAUAGCUUUAUUUAGUGCUGAAUUAGUGUUCUGAAUCACAAACCAAAUACCCUCCCUCAGCCAUAUUUUUACCGUUUACUCUUUGAACAACACCAUAUUCAGUACUUAUGGAUUGUAGAAACAGAAAACAGGUUGAAAUGCUUCAAGACCGACAAAUGGCAGACACCUUUUAAAAUGUCCUUCCUGAGUGCUGGUGUUGCCCCUGACAGGUUGACGCCCUGCCCAUGAGCCACAUACCUGCACAGAAACCUUUAAACAUUCAGCUUACUGCAAAACUGAGCCAUUUCUAAAGUUGUAUUGUUAUUUUACUUCCAAUUCUAUGAAAAAAAGAGAAAAGAAAAGCAGUAACAGAUGUUGCUGUCGUGGUUCUUUAAAAUCUUGAUUUAAAAAAAGAAAAGAAAGAAGUUUACUUUUACUUGGAAUUUUUUUUAAAGUAAUUUACCAAAAAUCUGCUGAAUUGUACAUGAGCUGAAAUAUCAAAUCAGCUGAUUGAAUAUUUCAAUUCAGGCAUUAUUUUUAGCCCCAAUGCUUCCAUUUUGGUAUUUUUAUAAUCCCAUAGCUCUUGUGAUAUUCAGACUAGAUGCUUGUGUAAAAACUUGGUUGACUUAGCUUUGUCAUAAAACGUUUGUAAAUCAUAAUUUGCAAACAUAUACCUUUUUUGUGCUGUUGAUUGAAUAAUGAGGUGGUUUAUGGACCAGGCCUAAGUAGCAGAAAUUUUAAAAAAGAACACGUCAAAAAUAAACACCCAAUAACUUCAUCACUAAAUACUCUUCAAAGCUCAGAGUGAGUCCUUUAACUUUCUUAAUUUCAUAAUUGUAAAAAAACAAACAAACAAAAAAAAACAUGCAUAUAACACUUUCUGGCUUAAGGUUGGAAGCUGUAGUUAUAGGAGCUACAUUUAUAAGUGUGGCCAUGGCUGACUUCCUUCCUUUAUGAAAUUAAAAGUCACUCAAAAAUCUUAUCAGGUUUCUUCUGAGCAGUGACAUUCUGCUAAACAUGUUGAGCUCAUUUUCCCUCCUAAAAGUGCUGUACAGCCCACUUGUCUUGAUUGGUUUCCAGGUGUUGCUGCAGGAAGUGCUGAAAAUUCAAUACCCCCCCAUGCACCUAAUGUGAUUUGUUAGAGCAGAGUGUCUUUCCACCUCGGUGAGCAUCUGAUGACUGCUCCCUCCCUGGCAGCCUCUGUGUUACGCACGCAGCUAAUUUCUAACUUCUCCUCUUGAAAUGCAAAUCCAUGCAGAUAAAUCUUUGGCUUAAACUUCAUGAAUAUGACUGCGUCCUGUUUGCGCUCUUUCCCUUUGGCAAGUGUCCGCGCCGCCGACCAAAAUGCUGACUCCAUGCUGAGGGGUCGGAAAAUGAACGCCUCGUCCUGCUGCACUGCCCCCAUUGCCAUGUAUCAGCAGAGCUCAGGAUCUGACCUCAACGCAGGCUGCGACCUCUCGGCUCCUCGCUGCAACUGGACGGCCGUAGACGGGACCCCGCAGCUGCCCACGUUUUCCACGGCGGCGAAAGUCAGAGUGAUCGUCACCUUCAUCCUGUGUGGCGUGUCCACCCUCUGCAAUGUGGCAGUGCUCUGGGCGGCCAGCGGCCAGCGACGCAGAUCUCACGUGCGUGUGCUGAUCGUGAACUUGACCGCGGCUGACCUCUUGGUCACCCUCAUCGUGAUGCCUGUGGAUGCCACGUGGAACAUCACCGUUCAGUGGCUGGCCGGAGACCUGGCCUGCAGGUUCUUGAUGUUCCUCAAGCUGCAGGCCAUGUACUCCUGCGCUUUUGUCACCGUGGUGAUAAGUCUGGACAGGCAGUCGGCGAUCCUCAACCCCCUGCUGAUCAGCAUGGCUCCAAAGAGGAACAGGGUCAUGCUGACGGUGGCGUGGAUAAUGAGCGCCUUGCUCGCCGUUCCUCAGGUCUUCAUUUUCCACAACGUGACUAUUACCUAUCCAGCAAACUUUACUCAGUGCACCACUAGGGGGAACUUCGUCACUCACUGGCAGGAAACGGCCUACAACAUGUUCACCUUCUCCUGGCUCUUCCUGCUGCCUCUGGCCAUCAUGAUCACCUGCUACACCCGGAUCUUUAUCCACAUCUCCAAGCAGAUGACAAAAAAGAAUGUGUCCUCUGACGAACCGCAUCUACGCUGCUCAAAGAACAACAUCCCAAAAGCUCGGAUGAGAACUUUGAAGAUGAGCGUCGUCAUCGUGGUCUCCUUCAUCGUCUGCUGGACUCCGUACUACCUGCUGGGGCUCUGGUACUGGUUCUUCCCUGAUGACCUGGAGGUGAAAGUCUCGCACUCCCUCACCCACAUCCUGUUUAUCUUCGGGCUUUUCAACACCUGCCUCGACCCGAUCAUCUACGGCCUCUUCACCGUGCGCUUCAACAGGAGGCUGAGGAGUUGCUGCAGCACGGCCACCGUGGCCUCCGGGCUGGACGCCAAGCCGGCAACGGCGGACUCUGUGAAAUGCACAUUGGCUGGAGAAUCUGCAGAGGGUGGAAGGGAUGGCAGCUGUAAAUCAAAUGAGCAAAAAUCCACCGACAGCAGGCUCUGAAUGAAUGCAGCCACUGACGAUGGGGGUGCACAGAAAGCAAUAUGUGAAGAGAAACAAAAGCAAGAAAAGUAACUUUUAUUUGCCAUUGUUACUGGACUCACACUAACACCCAUAUGCAUGUGUGAAAUGAUCUUUAUCAUCACUCAUUAGAAUCCAGAUUUGAAGGUGUUUAAUGAGUUUAUAGUUCUCACUGUACAUCUUACAUACAGGCUGUGUCUGCAAAUGGCUUCAGCGUUUGGUCAUUAAAGAACUGCUUGGGGUAAUUAAAGGGGCAGUAUCAUGUGUUCUCCAAACACAUGGUAUCGUUUAAUAGCACAAUCAAGUAACUAUGUUACCUUCAGUUGUUAUAAAACUGCUACAUAUA
Poecilia latipinna (sailfin molly) is the source of this 4497-nucleotide messenger RNA. RefSeq names its product gonadotropin-releasing hormone II receptor-like. The record is from RefSeq and is a predicted model, not a curated record. The coding region runs from base 2853 to 4133 and encodes 426 amino acids. Gene Ontology annotation, cellular component: plasma membrane. Gene Ontology annotation, biological process: cellular response to hormone stimulus; G protein-coupled receptor signaling pathway. The transcript has 3 exons. Gene Ontology annotation, molecular function: peptide binding; protein-hormone receptor activity; G protein-coupled receptor activity. Lineage: Eukaryota; Metazoa; Chordata; Actinopteri; Cyprinodontiformes; Poeciliidae.